Messenger RNA from Physella acuta, 1882 nucleotides. RefSeq names its product neuronal-glial cell adhesion molecule-like. Gene Ontology annotation, biological process: cell-cell adhesion. Gene Ontology annotation, cellular component: cell-cell junction; plasma membrane. The record is from RefSeq and is a predicted model, not a curated record. Gene Ontology annotation, molecular function: cell adhesion molecule binding. Lineage: Eukaryota; Metazoa; Mollusca; Gastropoda; Physidae.
GUCUUGGUCAUUCCAGAUGGCUAUUUAACCCAGCGGAGACAUAACGGUGAUUAAGUGAAUCAACGCAGCAUACUACCGAUAUGUUGGAAUCAGGAUGUCAUUCUUCUAACACAUUUUAAGCAAGCAAGGACCUGGGUAAUAUCAUUGAGUUGAUAUACGGAUCAUCAUGCAGCGCACAGUCCCAUUAGUAUUAUUUUUUAUCCAUAUGUUUAUUAGGUCAUCACUUUCACAUUCAUUUGAUGUACGUAGACCACCAGAUAUCAGUAGUCCAGAAGCUCCAAAAGUUUUUUAUGCAACCACAUACAGAUUCAGUGUGCCAUGUGUGGCUUCAGGGACACCAGUCAUUAAGUAUAGCUGGUUUCAGGUUGGCCGUGACACAGAUAUAACAACAGAUUCCUCUCAGCCAGUUUAUGUUGACAGUUAUACAGGAACUCUUCAAUUAGCUGAUUUCACAGAAAGAGAAGAAGGCACUUUCAUCUGCAAGGCAUCAAAUGAGUUCAAUCAAGGAAAAAUAAAAGCUGUUAGUUUCUCUCCUCCAGUCACAGUGUACCGUUCACGAGCUGAUGACUUUUCUGAUGAGGAAAAAACUUUUACAGCCAAAGCCAAUUCUUAUCAAGUGUUGUUGUGUGAUAAGAAAGGAGAUAUUGUUGGAAGCACGAUUGGUUUUGAUUGGUACAUUGGUAGAGAUACUAAAUAUGUAAAUAAAGAUAAUGACCGCCUUUUCAUUGAUAAUGAGGGCAAUCUUCACUUCACUUAUGUGAAAACGACAGACACAAAUUUAGUAGAAGGCUACAGGUGUGGCGUUUCAAUAGAAGGCCUUCCUUUGUUGCGACUAAGUGCCAACAAGAAAUUUUUAAAAGUAAUUCCUGAACCAGACCCACAGCAAAUAGCCCCCCAACUUAUGUACAGUAACCGUCCAGUAAAAGUUAAAAUCUAUCUCUCUGCCAAGCUGGAGUGCAUGUUUUCUGGAUAUGAUCCACAAAGUCAGAAUCUACCACUCAUCAUGUGGUACUUUGACAAUGGAACUCAGAUUCAGAGUACAGCUAAAUUUGGGUUUGCUCAUGAAAAUCGUGUCUUGACAAUAAACAGAGUUUCAGAAGACGAUGAAAAGAUAUACAAGUGUGAAGCAAGCAAUAGUGCUGGUACAUCAAAAAAAGAAGAGCUGUUUUUAAACGUCACUGGUCCACCAAUAUUUGUUGCUGGCGGCUCACCUAGUGAUAUAAGUGUUCCGGAAGGAAAAGAUGCUGUUUUUAACUGUAAUGCAAAAUCAAUUCAGUCUGAACAGCAACCAGAAGAACCCAUUUGGUAUAUCAAUGGCAUACGUAGAGGUUCACAUACAGAUCCAAACAAAUAUGUGGUAUCUGAUGGCGACAGAAAACUAACAGUAAAAAGUGUGAUGAAAGAUACAGAUAUUCUCUGCGUGCAGUGUUACGUUGAAAACUCUGAAGGCGGGAUCUGGGGGGAUGGAUGUUUAACAGUUAUCUUGCCAAUCAAAGUUAUACAACAGCCAGUGACACCACAAGAAAUUAUGCACGGAGAUGUCAUAGACCUUGCUGUAACUGCAACAACUGACCCUUCAAUGACCCUCAAGCAGAAAUGGGAACACAAUGGUACAGUGUAUGAUAACCUGGAACAGAUACCUUUUGUCAAACAAAGGGCUAUCAACACCCGUGAACUGUCGGAUGACCAGUUCGAAGAAGUUGGGGGGCUAUACAGAGUCACUUUGUAUCAUUUUCAUGACUCAAAAAGUAUAGACAUUGACGUGGUAACAAAGUUUAAACCUGUUGUUACUGCCCCUGAAAUGUAUUGAAGGCCGAGGCAACAUUUGAACAAAUCGACGAAGAGUUCUACAACAUUAUUGACGACACUACGAAGAAGACGC